AUGGUUCUUAGAAAAUUAAUCGGAUUGAAUAAUAAAAGUAAAUCAAUAUUUAACAAAUAAAUUAAUAAACAUAAUCAGCCAGUACAUAAAUCAAUAUUCUACCAUCAGAAAGUAGUUAAUCUAUUAAUCAAUCGAAUCUAAAACCAUUCUAUUAUUAACUCAUACAGGAAAGUUCAAUUUAAUAAAGUGAGUGGUGUGGUGCAAUAGCUAUUGAUAAGGACUUUAAAACAUUUAUGGCUGGAUGUGAAUCACUAAUUUAAGUAUUUGAAUUUAACUAAGGGAAGAUCGAACAAAUUUAAUCUUUAAAUCAACAUAAAUAGUGGUAUCUACUUUAAACUUUAUGAAUAAAUCUAAAUAGUUUAUAUCUGGAAGUUUUGAUAAAUCUAUUAUAAUAUGGAAAUAAAAUUAAAAUAAUUAAUGAAGUUUAUAAUAAAUAUUAAAUGGACAUAGUAAUUGUAUCUAAUGCUUAUUAAUAAAUACUAAUGAUGAUCUAAUUAUAUCUGGAGGUGAUGAUAAAACUAUUAAAUUUUGGAUAAAAAAGAAUGAAUGGUUGUGUUAAUAAACAAUUACUGAUCAUUCUAAAUAAGUAUUAGGAUUAAGUUUAAAUUAAUAAUAAAAUAGAAUUAUAUCAUGUGGAAAUGAUUAAUAUAUAUUAAUAAUAGAACUAUCAGGAUAGAAUACAGAAUGGAAAGUCAUAUAAAAGAUUAAAGUUGAAUAGUAUGGAUGUAGAGUAUGCUUUAUUGAUAAUAAUAUGUUCACAUUUUCACCAGUAAAUAAAGAAUAGAUAUCUGUUUUUGAGAUGAAUACUAACAAUUAAUAAUUUAUCAAAGCUAGAGUUAUUCCUAUAAAGAGUGGAUCAGAUAUCUAUGGAAGAUUUCCUUAAAAAUAUAUAAAUUAAAAAUGUAUUCUUGCGAGUAAGAAUGGAGAAUAUUUGAAAAAAUACUAUUCCAGUAUGUUAGUGUCGAUAAUUUGCAAUUAUUAUAAUUAUUAUACUAUUAUUU
Molecule: messenger RNA, 1001 nt
Organism: Paramecium sonneborni
Lineage: Eukaryota; Ciliophora; Oligohymenophorea; Peniculida; Parameciidae
Source: the annotation of a GenBank genome assembly